Molecule: messenger RNA, 444 nt
Organism: Cylindrotheca closterium
Lineage: Eukaryota; Bacillariophyta; Bacillariophyceae; Bacillariales; Bacillariaceae
Source: the annotation of a GenBank genome assembly
AUGUCCAAGGCUCCGAUGAUUGCUGGAACUAUGCAAACAGACCCUCGGUCUGGAGGUGUAAAAAGAUCAUCAGGAGUCACUAUACUUCCAGUGGUCACAGAAGCUUGGGCAGAAGUCCGUGACGACGGUAACGCUGACAUUGACUGGAUCUUGAUUGGUUACGAGGGAAACUCGAAAACGGACAUGACGUUAUUGGAAAAGGGCAGUGGAGGACUGGAAGCCAUUGCGAAUGUCCUUCCACCUGGAGUUCCUUCCUUUGGUGGGGUAAAACUAUCGAGUGGAAAAUUCGUUUCCUUUCUGUAUAUUGAUGAUGAUUGUCCCGCCAUGAAACGAGGCCGUACGCUCAUGUACAAGAAUGGGGUAUUCAACGCACUGGAGGGCUGCGUUGGAGAAAUAGAAAUGAAACCCGGAUUGACAGAAGCUGACAUGGGUCCAGUGCGAUAG